This is a messenger RNA of Apis mellifera (honey bee), 1334 nucleotides long. RefSeq names its product F-box only protein 32. Bases 133 to 1164 code for a protein of 343 amino acids. The transcript is spliced from 8 exons. NCBI's taxonomy places the organism in Eukaryota, Metazoa, Arthropoda, Insecta, Hymenoptera, Apidae. Gene Ontology annotation, molecular function: protein binding. Gene Ontology annotation, biological process: protein ubiquitination. The record is from RefSeq and is a predicted model, not a curated record. Gene Ontology annotation, cellular component: nucleus; SCF ubiquitin ligase complex; cytoplasm.
CAGUUGCACAGCUGAUAUGAGAGUGACGUCAGUAAAACAAAGCCAUGCGCGGUCGAUCGCAGCCGCGAAGUAAACCGAACAGACCGAGGUGUAUUACGAGCAAACAUUGAGCGUCCGUGAUACAGUGAAACGAUGCCGUUCAUAUCAAAGGAUUGGCGCAGUCCUGGUGAAGAAUGGGUGAAAACUGUCGAAGGUUGGGAAAAGAAAAAAAUCCUCGAGUGCGCCAACAAUAAAACACUUUCUCUCUUGCUUCGCGGCGAUAAAGAUGCGCUUGACAAAAAAGAGAAGGAUAAAAAGAAAGAAAACGCCGUCCAACCGCAUUGCCGCAUCACGCUGAAAUGCACCCGCGAGAUCGCUGGUUUCAACGGUUUAAGCGAUGCUCUGAAACGGCUGGACUUUUUAUCCGCGGUACAUGAUUGCCGGCGAUUCAAUUACAUUGUGCGACUAUUGGAUCUUUUGGUCAGUCACAGAAUGGGUGGUCUUAGCGGAUGUGCUCAACGAGUCCUCUUUAAUAUGUUGGAAGAAGUUGCUUUGGAAGUAUCGUUAUCACAGCAACAAACUGGAAAACUUCGUCGUUUGAUCGAAAGAGUACGAGCUUUCAGCGCUAGUUGUUGUUGGGGUGGCAGACCCUUAGGCUCUGUAGUAUUAUGGGAGAAACAUAAAGCUGCUUUAGAGAGAAUAUUACAAAUUGCUUCGUCCAUCACUAUAACACAGCCGGAUGAGAAACAACAACCGCAAUGGUCAGAUUUACCCGCAGAAUGCCGUCGAGAAGUUCUCCUUCGAUUAAGUGAUCCACGAGAUAUUGAAGCAUCUUCAGAGGCUUGCGAACAUCUAGCUAUUCUUGCGCAAGAACAAAGAAUCUGGCGGGAACUUGCUCAGUACCAUUUCACGCCCCAGCAAAUAGCUUCUACAAGACAACAUAAUCCAGGAAAAGACUGGAAAACUAUAUUUACUAUCGCACGAAGAUCAUUUGGUUUGCGAGAAGAAUAUGCAGAGAUAAUUCAAUUAUGCCGCAAUUGCCGUUGCUUAUUUUGGCGAUCACUCGGGCAUCCCUGUAUCGCUGACCAAGAUCCAGCCUUUCAAGAAAAAUUGGCAGACGUUGAUAGAGCGUCUCUUCAUGUUCCGAUUCCUCCGCAGACUUUCCUCAAAUUUUUUUCUCUAUGAAACAAACAAAUAGACAGACAGAGAAGAGGGGAUUUAUGCUUUUACUUUUCUAGCCUUUCUUGACAAAGGAAAUACUAUUUAGAAAAGUAUGCACAUAAACCAUAAAAAUCUUCGAUAUCCUGCAUUUCCUCUGCCUUGUCUCGUCAUCGAUAAAUGCAUCGAAAAACAUA